Molecule: messenger RNA, 5631 nt
Organism: Pteropus alecto (black flying fox)
Lineage: Eukaryota; Metazoa; Chordata; Mammalia; Chiroptera; Pteropodidae
Gene: REC8
Product: REC8 meiotic recombination protein
Biological process (GO): synaptonemal complex assembly; mitotic sister chromatid cohesion; replication-born double-strand break repair via sister chromatid exchange
Cellular component (GO): cohesin complex; synaptonemal complex
Molecular function (GO): chromatin binding; protein binding
Source: RefSeq, a predicted model, not a curated record
AGGAUGCAGUCUGGGCUCUGUGGGUGCUGGGCCUAGCUCUCUGUACCUUCUAGGCAACCAGAAUUGGGGUCUGGGUCAGCCACUGAGAGGGGCACUGAGCCUACAGCCAAUAUAGCCACCAACUUCACAUGAGAAGAUCUGGGCUCCACAGUUCUUGACUAGAGGCCUCUGAUUUGUGCCUUUGCAACAGGUCUAGGGUUGGACUCUGGACUAGAGAUAUGAAUGAAUGGGAAAACUUGAAGUUGACCUGAAACUGUGGACUAGAGGCCUUGGGGCCUGGCAGGGGAGGGGGAAUCGGGGAAGAAUUGCUGAACCUUCUGUGUCUGGGGCAGACCAGGCCCUGGCGCCUCUUCUCCUAGCACAUGGUGCACUGUCACCCUGACUGAAGAGUACUCUUAAACUCAUUCUAUCUGAGCCCCACAAAAGAUAACCUGGCCUAACCUGCCAUGUCACCAACACUUUGCUGAGAUUUGAGGGGUCCAAAUCAGCUGACUCCUCCACCCCCUGUUUAUUUUGCCACUGAACUGGAAGUUCUUCCUUUACAAGACCACUUGUCAUCCUUCCUCUCUGUACACUCACUUCCAGCAGACUAGUUCAGACCUAAGUCACCACUUCCCUGACUGCCACGGUCUCCAGCUCCCCACUUCCUACACAUGACACCAGACUGGAGGAGAAGGAGCCUCCUAGACUAGAUCCCUUCCUGUCAUUUCACUCUUAUAAGCCUUCAGCUACAUGAUCACCUACAUGAUCAAAGCUAGAUGCCUAGAUCCUCAAGAAACUUCUUGCUGUCUCACCUGACAACCUUCAGUGAUGUUUUUGAGCCUUUCUGCUUCCUUGGACCUUCCUUCUCUUCAGUUUUGCCCAUUUUCCUCCUGAGAAGCCAAGAGCCUAAUCAGGUAUCUGCACUAGUAGUAAAGAAAUCAAGUGCUGAGUACACAGAUGCACAAGACUUGUUGUGCCCUCAAUAUGCUGAAAUCCUUCCUGGAUCUUCCUUGUACCUGCUUCCUCCUUGACUUCCAUUUUCUCUCAUACCCCACAUGCAAUCCAUCAGAAAAUCCUGUCAUUCCUUUAAAAGCUAUCCAGAAUCUGACCACUUCUCUUUGCUUCCACCAAUAACACUUUGGAACAAGUCACCACCGUCUCUCACACCUCUUCCUGCUUCCUUCCACAUCUUUUCUGUUUCCACUCUUGUCCACCUUUAGCCUAUUCUCAACACAGUGUAAGUCUUCUUAACACAAAUCUUGUCAUAUCACUCCUCUGCUCAAAACCCUCCAUUGGCUCUCAACUAAGGGGAAAGACCCAAAUCCUUACAAUAGACUCCAAGAUCCUUGUGAUGUGGCUCCCAUCCUCCUCUCUAACCUUAUCCCUUGCCAUUCUUCUCUAUUCUUCUCCAUUCUUCACUUUGCUCCAGGUUCUUUGAAUCCACCAAUACAUUUCUGCCUCAGGACUUUUGCACUUGCCAAUUCUUUUGUCUAAAAUACUCUUCCUUCAGGUAGACACAUGACUUACCCUCUCUCUGAGCACCCCACCUACACGUCAGCCCUCACUGCUCUCUAUUCUCCUAUGCUGCCUCAUUUUCAUAGCACUAACUACUUCACAUAUUUCUAUUAGUCUACUUCCUUAUGCUCUCUCCUUUCUUACUCUAUGAGAACAAGGACUUGUUCUGUUCAUUGCUAUAUCCCUGGUGUCUAGAGGAGUGUCUGGCACAUAGUGCUCUCAAGUUACAUUUCUGUCAUUUCCCUGUGACCUCUGCUACUUCUCCCAACAAAUCAGAUAUUGAUUCCUUUUUCAAUAAAAUGUUGUUUAAAACCCUAGUGAAGGUCUAUUAAAUACUUGCCGAAUGAAUGGAUGGAUGGAUGAACAAAUUCUACGUCCCUUGCUUAUCUCCUAAAAUAGGUUCUAAGCACCUUAAGGGCAGGUGCCCCCAUUUUAUCAUUUUUGUGCCCCAAUGUGAACACUUAUGAACAUUGACAACAUAUGUACAGUGAUUGAAGCAAUUGUGUCACGCAGAAACCAAUUUAGCCAAGCAUGGUAGAAUAGGGAUUGGGAACACUGGAAUUCAAGGGAGCAGAGUUCCUAACCAGGAUGUCACUGAGUUGCUGUGUGGUCUGGGAGAAGCAGUCUGUAUAGGCCUCUGUUUUCCCAUCUGUAAAGGCAAGACUUGGACUAGAUUUUGAAAUCCCUUUCAGCAUUGACAUUCUAUGGUCAUAAGUUUAGGGUAACUGCACAUUCAUUUGACAAAUAUUUACUGAACUAGGUUCCAGGCACUAAUUGAAAACACAAGACCCCAAUCUCAAGAGCUCCCAGAUUGAAGGAGCAAAAUAAAAUAGGGUCAGAUUGGCUGCAAUAAGAGCUAUCUUAAAGAGGCAGAAGCAUGCCCUGGAGUCAAGGCUGGGGAGGGCAUCUAGGCCAAAGAAAUGGAUGUGCAAAGGCAGGCGGAAUGGAAACAAGGGAUAUUGGUAACUAGAAUAUGACUUAAUUUUACACAAAGAAUUGUUUGAGAUAAAUGGCUUUUGUAUGCUGAGAGUGUGUCCUGCAUCCAACAAAGCUAAAGUCUAUUUCAGCCAGGAAAACAGUCACAACUGGAAAACAGCCAGAUCAGGCAUGCCCACAAUCUAAACUGUUCAUUUAGAAAAUUACCCUGCAAGUCCUCUCACUGCUUCCUGUGAGAUCUGCCGUCUUCCCCAUCUACCCGUAGUGGCUCCCAGGCCCCCUCACACCGUUUCUACCUGCCCAGCUCAUGAUAGGCCCAAGACUGGCACAAAGAGAGACCAAUCAAUUGCUACCUGGUGGAAUUUGGGGGAAAGAGCAAGGUCUAACCGCAGGCCAGGCCGCGAACAGGGUCAGCCAAGGUUAUUGCCCCGGGCAUGACCUAACGUCCCCUGCUGGUUGAAGUUGUUACCAUGCUGGAUAGGAAAGGCGGAAAUUUGCUCCUCGCUCAUUGGUCGGCAGAGAAGAGCCUCCGAGGAACCCUUGUUACCAGAGGAGAGAACGAGAGCCCAUUGGUCAGGACACCUCAUAAAAGCCUCACAGCGCGCAGGAUUCUGCAGAUCGGUUCGUUCCCGCCUGGGGAACCCUCGGCCUGCUUCUCGUCGCCCUGGAACAGCACUGCUUCGCGGACCCCUCUUCCCAUAGGCUAUUCUGGGGCCUGCUGUCAUCUAAUCAGGAGCAAGGCGCAGAACACCAGACGGAGUGCUCCCUGAGGUGGGAUCUAGUCCCUCUGGAGGGCGGCCCGGAGAGACUGCCACUGCCCAAGCUGAGUGCAAAGGCCCCAGAGCUCAGCAUUUCUCGGAGGACAAUCAUUUCCCCCUCAGGACUUGGUCUGAACCACUGCCCUAGCCUCUCCUCAGAGCUCUGCAUCUCCAACCUGCAACCCAAACUGAAUCUACAUUCUAGGUCCACCCGCAGCGCCACCUGCCCAAAUCCUUCUCCCGCGGUGCCGGGAAAUCCCGUGCCCUAAAGAAUUCGGGCCGAGAUUCAAACAGAGGAGUGGUGGACGACGAGAGGGUGAAACCUCGGAGGAACGAUGUUCUACUAUCCCAACGUGCUUCAGCGCCACACCGGCUGCUUCGCCACCAUCUGGCUGGCAGCGACGCGCGGCAGCCGAUUGGUGAAGCGAGAAUACCUGAAAGUUAACGUGGUGAAGACCUGCGAGGAAAUCCUCAAUUACCUGCUGGUACGAGUGCAACCUCCCCAGCCCGGCUUGCCGAGGCCCCGCUUCUCCCUCUAUCUCUCAGCCCAGCUCCAGAUUGGCGUGAUCCGGGUCUACUCACAACAAUGCCAGUAUCUCGUAGAGGACAUUCAGCACAUCCUGGAGCGUCUGCACCGUGUUCAGCUGCAGAUCCGAAUAGAUAUGGUGGAGACUGAGAUACCGAGCCUGCUGCUUCCUAACCGCCUGGCCUUGAUGGAGACCUUGGAAGAUGCUCCAGACCCCUUUUUUGGGAUAAUGUCUGUGGAUCCUAGACUUCCUAGUCCCUUCGAUAUCCCUCAGAUUCGACACCUUUUGGAGGCUGUGACCCCAGAGAGAGUUCUUGAGGAGGCCCCUCCUGAAGUCCCUACAGAGCCUGGGAAACCAGUCAGGCCUCUGGUCACUGUGCUGUCUCCUGAGGCCAUCACCCUCCAGGAGGCGGAGCCUAUACGCAUGCUACGCAUCGAGGGUGAACGGGACCUCCCAGAGAUUAGCCGCCGAGACUUGGACCUGCUCAUUGCUGAGGAAGAUGAAGCAAUCUUGUUGGAGGAACGAGGCAGGCUCAUCUGGCAGUGUAGGGCCUGGCUGGUGCUAGACAGCCAGGCCGCGGACACGGGCAAUCUGGACCUGGGUAGUGCUCCCAUCUUUUCUCUUCUGUGCUCUGAGCCCUUAUCCUCUCUCUGCAGUGUUCAAAGAGGAGCCCCGAGUCCCGGAAAUGGAAAUUACAGUUCCCCCGCUCUCACCUAUAGCUCUUGCACGGUAAGGGCAGAAACCCCUGGGCCAGGUAGAGGGUCAGUACUGGGAGGAGUACCCUCAUCUCUCUUGCUCAUUUUCCCUCAGGGUGGAAGGGGCAGCAGAACCACUUCCAGGCCCAGUCCUAGCCCCUGGGAGCUGAAGCCAGCAGUCUGGGAGCCUGAGGCCCUGCUUGCUGAGGUGACGCCCCCAGAGGAGCUGCGUCUCCCGGCCCCACUCAGCCCAGAGAGGAGGCCCCCCGUUUCACCACCUGCUCGCCGCCGCCGCCGCCAGUUAUUGUUCUGGGACAAGGAGACUCAGAUCUCCCGGGAGCAGUUCCAGAAACAACUGUACACCAGAGCUCACUGCUGGGAGUGUCCAAUGGUGCAGCCUCCUGAGAGAACCAUCAGAAGCCCCACAGAGCUGUUCCGAACCCCAACUUACUCUGGCUGGCUAUCCCCAGAACUGCUGGCUUUCUGGACCCACUGUGCCCAGCCACCCCCAAGAGCACUCAGGCGAAUGCCACCCCUGGAGCCUGAGGAGGAGGAGGCUGCUGAGAGAGAGGCAGCAGCUGAAGAGGAAAGGAGAAAGGCUGAAACUCUGAGUGAUAUUGAGGUCCUGAGGGAGGCCCAAGAGCCCAGUGGGCCCCUCAUGCUGUCUUCAGAGCUCUCCAUAGAAACAGCUGAGGAGGAGAAAACCCGCAUCAGCCUCAUCCCCCCAGAANNGCGGUGGGCCUGGGCUGAGGCAGAGCAGCCAGAGCCCCCUGCAUUGCCUGUGGUGCCUGAACUCCCUGAGGUGCCCAUGGAAAUACCUUUGGAGCUGCCCCCAGAGCCUGAGCUACUCUCACUUGAAGCUGUGCACAGGGCAGUGGCACUGGAGCUACAGGCCAACAGGGAGCCUGAUUUCAACAGCCUGGUGUCACCUCUCAGUCCCCGCAGAGUGGCUGCCCGGGUCUUCUACCUGCUCCUGGUGCUCGCAACGCAGCAGAUCCUUCGCAUAGAACAAGAGAAGCCAUACGGGCGCCUCCUGAUUCAGCCAGGGCCACGAUUCCACAGCAGUUAGAAUCAAGUUAGAAAGCUGCCAAGAACCAGCUACAUUAAACCAUGUUCUGCCUCACUAGGCCCUGCCUGUCUCCUUUCUGAACAUGCAUUUCUAUCCUUCCUGAUCUCAGAGUUACUGUUCAAGCAGAAAAUGAACUGCCUUUUAUUAUA